GGAGGAUCUAAACCACGGUGGAUCUCACAAAAUAAACAAUGCCAUCGCACAGGCUAUCCUAGCCAAGCGGAUGGGCCUCAAAAGUGUUGUGACCGCCACAGGCACCGGCCACCACGGCGUUGCUACCGCCGCUGCAUGUGCCAAACUUGACUUGGUUUGUACGGUUUUUAUGGGAGACUUUGAUAUGGAGAGGCAGCCGUCUAACGUGCUCCUCAUGAACCAUCUUGGUGCUAAGGUGAAAACGGUAGUAAAGGGGAACUUCAAGGAUGCAAUAUCAGAUGCGAUAAGAAGCUGGGUAGACAACCUAGAGACGUCAUAUUUCUUGGGAGGGGUCGCUGUAGGGCCCCAUCCAUGCCCGACCAUGGUUCGAGAGUUUCAGUCGGUCAUCGGGAAAGAGACAAGGAAACAGGCGAUAGAAAAGUGGGGCGGGGAACCAGAAGUAUUGGUGGCAUGCGUUGGGAGUGGGUCAAAUGCACUGGGACUCUUUCACGAGUUCAUCAGAGACCCAAAUGUGAGAUUGAUCGGAGUUGAAGCCGCCGGUGUCGGGUUACAUAGUGGAAGACAUUCUGCUACUUUGACAAGGGGUGAGAUUGGUGUCUAUCAUGGAGCAAUGAGCUAUGUUUUACAAGACGAGGAUGGUCACAUCAUGGAACCCUACUCGGUUGGGGUUGGAAUGGAAUAUCCUGCGGUUAGCCCAGAGCUUAGUUUUCUUAAAGACACAGGGCGUUUAGAGUGCUAUACUGUCACCGAUGAGGAAGCCAUGCAAGCAUACAAAAGGGUAUGUAAUUUAGAAGGGAUAUUUCCAGCGUUGGAGACAUGUCACGCAUUAGCAUUUCUUGAUAAGCUUUGCCCCACCCUAGCCGAUGGCACGAAGGUAGUGGUUAAUUGCAGCGGUCGUGAUGAUAAGGAUGCUCAUAAUCACUCCUCUAUGCAUAUACAAUCAGUAUAUACUACAGAUGAUAUACCACAGGCAUCAUCCAUUCAUCAUCAUUUAGGUAGUUCAUCAAUUUUCUAAUUUUGUAUGCAUAUGUUAUAUCAAUGUACGUCUGUAAUAGGGAGAAUUUACUACACCCAACGUUUUGGGCUAUAUUGUAUAUUGCACCGCACUUUCAGAAUCAUUAAUGUAUUUAUGUAUGAUCCACAUCACUUAAAAGUCAUAAAGGAAUUGAAUGAGGUUAUUUGGGAC
Molecule: messenger RNA, 1186 nt
Organism: Cuscuta europaea
Lineage: Eukaryota; Viridiplantae; Streptophyta; Magnoliopsida; Solanales; Convolvulaceae
Source: the annotation of a GenBank genome assembly